Messenger RNA from Manihot esculenta (cassava), 3590 nucleotides. RefSeq names its product nuclear pore complex protein NUP96. Gene Ontology annotation, biological process: nucleocytoplasmic transport. The transcript is spliced from 6 exons. NCBI's taxonomy places the organism in Eukaryota, Viridiplantae, Streptophyta, Magnoliopsida, Malpighiales, Euphorbiaceae. The coding region runs from base 199 to 3405 and encodes 1068 amino acids. The record is from RefSeq and is a predicted model, not a curated record. Gene Ontology annotation, molecular function: structural constituent of nuclear pore. Gene Ontology annotation, cellular component: nuclear pore.
CCACUCCAUAUCGCUUCACUCGAUUUUCCAGUUUCCCUCCCUAUGCCGCUGUCUGUUUCUAUUUCUACAAUAAUGUGGACUCCAGUUUUAUAGCUGAAAGCAGAUCCACCGGAGACCGGAGCUGCCGUCCAACCUCUGCCCUUAGAAAAAACCGUAAAUCCUUCUCUUCUCCGCGCUACUCUUUUUUCUUGGACGAGUAUGGAGUCUCCUUCUCUCCUCCCGGUUCCCGAGGAUUCCAAUAAACUAUGGAAUACAAUAUGCAAUGCCCAUUUUGGUAUUUCCUGUGGAUUUGAUUGUGAAGUUGGGUCUUCUAGUUUACAGACCCAAUGUAAGAAAAGAAGAAUAUCUCCAGACAAUGAUAAAUCAUGUGGAAUUUUAAGGCAGAUUGUAUCUUCACUACCCAUAUUGCGCUCAACUGAUUACUAUAUGGAACCUUCCUUGACUUAUUUGGCUGCCCGAGAACUUAUGGAUCCUGGUUAUAUCUGCCGAGUUCCAGAUUUCACUGUUGGGAGAUUAGGUUAUGGACGUGUCAAGUUUCUUGGCAUGACUGAUAUUAGGUGGUUGGACUUGGAUGAGAUUGUGAAGUUUCAUAGGCAUGAAAUAGUAGUUUAUGAAGAUGAAACUGCUAAACCUCCAGUUGGCCAGGGCCUUAACAAGCCUUCUGAAGUGACAUUGACUCUACAUAUAAAAUUGUCAGAGUUCCAUGACGGGCAGCUUAAAAAUUUUGAGGAGAAAUUGAGGGGGAGUACAGAGAGACAGGGGGCUUAUUUCAUUUCGUUUGACCCAGCAAUUAGGGAAUGGAAGUUUUCAGUUUGCCAUUUCAGCAGAUUUGGAUUGAGUGAUGAUGAUGAGGAAGAUAUCAUAAUGGAUGAUAUCGUAGCAGUUGAAGAACCAGCUGAGAUGAAUGGUGGUGAGACUCUAGAGACAAAUGAAAAGACCCAAGUAGAAUUAGAACCCACUGGAACUAUGCUUUAUCAUUCUCUUCCAGCACAUCUUGGCCUUGAUCCGGUAAAGAUGAAAGAGAUGAGGAUGCUGAUGUUUCCAGUAGAGGAAGAUGUGGAAGUUGGGAGUUUCAAUGGCCAUUCACUUCAGAAACCAUCAUCUAGUAAAGAACAUGCAAGACAUCCUUUACAGAAUUCUGCUCAGAAAAUGAGUCAUAGAUCUAGCAUUCCUGUUGCAAGGAAAACACCAUUGGCUCUGCUUGAGUACAAUCCUGGUAGUUUUGAUUCUAGUUCCCCUGGAACCAUUUUGAUGACCCAACAAAAUAAGGGCCUGCCUUUAAAGGCAAUGAGGGGAGAAGGAUUUAGGCUGGACUUGAAUCAUGAGACACCAAUAACUGGAAGCCACUCUCGCAACAUAGUUGAUGCUGGUUUGUUCAUGGGCAGAUCAUUUCGUGUAGGUUGGGGCCCAAAUGGCGUCCUUGUUCACCCUGGUGCUCUUGUUGGAUCUAAUGGUUCUCAGAGGUUUUUAUCUUCUGUAAUUAAUGUAGAGAAGGUUGCAAUUGACAGAGUAAUCAAAGAUGAAGAUAAUAAUACCAAAAAGGAUCUAAUUGAGUUUGCUUUUGACUCCCCUUUGAAUCUUCACAAAACAAUAAAUCAUGAAACAAAAGAAGUUGAAGUCGGUUUCUUUAAACUUAAGCUCCAAAAAGUUCUUUCUAAUCGCUUAACACUGUCAGAGAUUUGUCGGAGUUACAUAGACAUUAUUGAAAAGCAGCUGGAGGUUCCAGGGCUUUCAUCAUCUGCUCGUUUGAUUUCGAUGCAUCAAGUGAUGAUUUGGGAAUUGAUAAAAGUUCUUUUUUCUGAAAGGGAAAAUAGUGGACAGUCGAAAUCAGUGGGUGCUGAUAAUGAGGAAGACAUGAUGCAGGAUAUGAAGGAAGGUUCUUUGGAAAUUGACCAGGAAUCACUUCCUCUUAUCCGAAGAGCAGAGUUCAGUUGUUGGUUACAAGAAAGUGUCUGUCACCGUGUCCAGGAGGAAGUGAGCUCUCUGAAUGAUUCGAGUUACCUCGAACACAUUUUCUCACUCUUGACUGGGCGACAACUGGAUGGAGCUGUGGAAAUGGCUGUUUCUAAAGGAGAUGUUAGACUAGCUUGUUUGUUGAGUCAAGCUGGAGGGUCUACAGUAAACCGUACUGAUGUUGCACGACAGCUUGAUCUUUGGAGGAUCAAUGGGCUAGAUUUCAAAUUCAUUGAAAAGGAAAGAAUAAGGCUGUAUGAGUUGCUUUCCGGUAAUGUUCAUGAUGCAUUGAAUGAUGUUAAAAUUGACUGGAAAAGGUUUUUAGGGCUAUUGAUGUGGUAUCGGCUAGCACCUCACACGUCUUUGCCCAUUAUUUUUCAGACAUACCAGCACCUUCUUGAUGAUGAUAAGGCUCCAUAUCCUCUUCCUAUAUACAUUGAUGAAGGACCAGCAGAAGAGGCUGUAAAUUUCACAGGGAGACACUUUGAUCUCUCAUAUUAUCUUAUGCUUCUUCAUGCCAAUGGAGAGGGUGAAUUUGGUUUUCUGAGGACCAUGUUUAGUGCCUUCUCUUCAACAAAUGACCCACUCGACUACCAUAUGAUUUGGCAUCAGCGAGCAGUUUUGGAAGCUGUUGGUGUUUUUUCCUCUAAUGAUCUUCAAGUUCUUGAUAUGGGAUUUGUUUCACAGCUGUUGUGUAUUGGGCAAUGUCAUUGGGCCAUCUAUGUGGUCCUUCACAUGCCAUACCGUGAUGAUUAUCCAUAUCUCCAAGCUACCCUUAUUCGGGAAAUUUUGUUUCAGUAUUGCGAAACUUGGAGUUCAGAUGAAUCACAACGCCAAUUUAUUGAGAACCUUGACAUUCCUCUGGCAUGGUUGCAUGAAGCUAUGGCAGUUUACUUCAGUUACCGUGGGGAUCUCUUGAAGGCCCUUGAACACUAUCUUGAAUGUGCAAAUUGGCAAAAGGCCCAUUAUAUUUUCAUAACUUCAGUUUCCCAUAAAUUGUUUUUAUCGGGCAACCACUCAGAGAUAUGGAGGCUUGCGACUUCAAUGGAGGACCACAAGUCGCAAAUUGAAAACUGGGACUUGGGAGCUGGAAUUUAUAUAUCUUUUUAUCUGAUACGGAGUUCAUUUCAAGAAAAUGAUAAUACUAUGAGUGAACUGGAUUCUCUUGAGAGCAAAAAUUCUACCUGUAGAGACUUCCUUGGUCAUCUGAAUGAGUCUUUGGCUGUUUUUGGUGAUCGAUUGCCUAUUGAUGCGAGGGUAGCAUACUCAAAGAUGGCAGAGGAGAUUAGUGAAUUGCUUCUAUCUGACAUAAGCGAGGGAUCCACACGUGACGCUCAGUUAAGUUGCUUCCACACUGUGUUCGAUGCACCAGUUCAAGAAGACCUCCGCUCAAAUCAUCUGCAGGAUGCUGUGUCUCUCUUUACGUUAUAUCUUUCAGAGAUGGCUGCCUAGUCUGUGUGCCUCCUCCUGCUGUAGAUACAGUUUCAUAAUUAAUUGCAAAAGCAUAGCAUUUUCUGUUGUAAACUUUCUCUUGUUACCAUUUUAAAAGCUUUUAUCAAAAAAUUUACCCAUAAAUUUUAUCAAAGAGAGUCUAAUGACAUUUAUAAUUUUAAAAAGGGAGAUUUAAUUUGCAAGUA